This is a messenger RNA of Staurois parvus, 459 nucleotides long. The record is from the annotation of a GenBank genome assembly. Lineage: Eukaryota; Metazoa; Chordata; Amphibia; Anura; Ranidae.
GGACAGCGGGCAUCGGGUCACCAGGCAUCAGGUCAUUUGGCUCGACCGCGGGGCACCGCGUCAUCUGGCAAGGCAGUGGGUUCCGAGUCAACUGGCAUGACCGCGGGCACUGGGGCAGACAUUGAAUCGUCUGGCUGGACAGCGGGCAUCGGGUCACCAGGCAUCAGGUCAUUUGGCUCGACAGCGGCACCGCGUCAUCUGGCAAGGCAGUGGGCUCUGAGUCAACAGGCACGACAGUGGGCACCGGGUCAUCAGGUACCAGAUUGUCUGGCUCGACAGCAGGCAUCGGGUCACCAGGCAUCAGGUCAUUUGGCUUGCCAGCGGGCACCGCGUCAUCUGGCAAGGCAGUGGGCACCGGGUCACCAGGUACGACAGCGGGCUCUGAGUCAAUUGGCACGACAGCGGGCACCGGAUCAGGUACCGGAUCAUCUGGAUCAACAGCGGGCAUCGAGUCAACUG